Molecule: messenger RNA, 1383 nt
Organism: Triticum turgidum subsp. durum (durum wheat)
Lineage: Eukaryota; Viridiplantae; Streptophyta; Magnoliopsida; Poales; Poaceae
Source: the annotation of a GenBank genome assembly
AUGGCGUCCUCCUCCACCGCCUCCUCCUCCGCCCAAUUGGGGCUCGGCCUCGGGCUAGGGUUAGGCGCGAUGGGUGGCCUGGGGCUCCUCCUCCCCGCCGACCGCGAACACGACCCGGAGCUGAAGCCGUGCUCUCCCCCCAAGGGCGUCCUACGGCUGCGCGGCGCCGUGCAGCACUACGAAUGGGGCAGCCGCGGGGACGCCUCCCUCGUCGCUCGCCUCGCCGGCGAGACAGAGGAGGGCCGCCCCUGCGCCGAGCUCUGGAUAGGCACCCACCCGGCUGCCCCGUCGUCGCUAGCAUCCGACGACGGGGGCGCGGUCUCGCUCAGGGAGUGGCUGGCGCGCAACCCCGCUGCGCUCCUCGGCCGCGCCGUCACCGCGCGCUGGGACGGCGACCUCCCCUUCCUAUUCAAGGUGCUCUCGGUGGCGAAGCCGCUCUCCAUCCAGGCGCAUCCGGACAGGGAGCUCGCCAGGGCGCUCCACGCGCUGCGCCCUACCACGUACCGCGACGCCAACCACAAGCCUGAGAUGGCCGUUGCCGUCACCGAGUUCCGCGCCCUCUGCGGCUUCGUCAGCGUCCAGGAGCUCAAGGAUGUUUUGAGGACUGUACCUGAGGUUCGAAUGUUAGUUGGCAAAGAAGAUGUUGUGAAGCUUAUGACUGCCAAAGAGCACGAUGGAGGUAUUGGAGUAAGGUCAUAUCUGCAAUCAGCUUUUACUAAGCUAAUGGCAACAAGCAAAGAAGCAGUUGCUGAAGCAAUUUCCAAAUUAAAGAGUCGCUUGAAUGGGGAGAUAAAGAUUAGAACCUUUACAGAGAAGGAGCAACUAGUUUUAUCACUAGAGCAGCAGUACCCAGGAGAUGUUGGCGUUUUAUCAGCAUUUUUCUUUAACUAUGUUAAGCUCAGCCCUGGUGAAGCACUUUACAUUGGUGCCAACGAACCACAUGCAUAUCUAUCAGGAGAGUGUGUUGAAUGCAUGGCUACCUCAGACAAUGUAAUUCGUGCUGGUCUGACUCCUAAGUACAAAGAUGUCCAAACUCUUUGCUCCAUGCUGACAUACAAGCAGAUGUUCCCCGAAAUUUUGCAAGGUGUUCUGGUUCAGCCAUAUGUAAUUCGUUACACACCCCCAUUCGAUGAGUUCGAAGUUGAUCGCUACUUACUACCUCAAGGUGAAUCGGUUACCAUGUUACCAGUGCCUGGCCCAUCCAUCUUCCUCGUCAUGACUGGGGAGGGCGAGAUCCAGGCUGAUGGCAUGCCUGACGAAGGAGUAGCAAAGGAAGGGGAUGUUUUCUUUGUGCUGGCACGCACGGAGGUGAAGCUUCACGCUUCUGGCCCUGGGUGCUUGCAGCUGUACAGAGCCGGAGUAAACAGCAGAUUCUUCUGUUGA